GAGGCGCCUUGCGAAGAACAUCCAAACAAACAUAACCUCAAAAAACCAAUAAAAAUAAAUCAAAAGAGGAUUUCAAGAGUUGCGAAAACGUCUAAAAAUUCGCAUAAAUAAUGGCAAAUAGAACAGUGAAAGACGCAAAGAAUGUUCAUGGGACUAAUCCGCAGUAUUUGGUGGAGAAAAUCAUCAGAUCCCGCAUCUAUGACUCAAAAUACUGGAAGGAGCAAUGUUUUGCCCUCACAGCGGAAUUGCUCGUGGAUAAAGCAAUGGAAUUGCGUUUUAUCGGUGGAGUAUUUGGGGGAAAUAUAAAACCCACCCCAUUUCUCUGCUUGAUCCUGAAGAUGCUGCAAAUUCAACCGGAAAAGGACAUCAUUGUGGAGUUCAUAAAGAAUGAGGAAUUUAAAUAUGUAAGGGCUCUUGGGGCUUUCUAUUUGCGUCUUACAGGAUCCGCAAUUGAUUGCUACAAAUACCUGGAGCCCCUCUACAAUGACAAUCGUAAGCUGAGACGCCAGAAUAGGCAGUCAAACUUUGAGAUUGUUCAUGUGGAUGAGUUUAUUGAUGAAUUGCUGCGAAAUGAUCGUGUUUGCGACAUAAUCCUGCCGAGAAUACAGAAACGCCAUAUUUUGGAGGAGAACAAUGAGUUGGAGCCCAAAGUUUCAGCGUUGGAUGAUGAUCUGGAUGAGGAGCUGCCGAGCGAUGAGGAGGCUGCGGAAAAGGGAACUGUUGACCGGAAGCCAAAGUCUGAGCGUGUCAAGAGGAGAUCUCGCAGUCGUUCGCAUUCACCGGAGCGCAAGGAGAGGCGUCCUGAACGGAAACGUGAGGAUAAAAUGCGCGAGAAGGAGCGCGAAUGGGAUAGACGGGAAAGGGAUAUGCGUGAGAGGGAUCGGGAACGUCGGAUACGCCAUGAGAGGAUGGAUGAUCGUGACAGGGAUCGUCGGCGAGAUUACUACAAAGAGAGAGAUCCACGUGAACGCCGGAGGUAUUAAGCGAGGCAAGUUUAUAUUAAAAAUUUCACAUCUUAAA
Messenger RNA from Lutzomyia longipalpis, 1020 nucleotides. It is a transcript of the gene Prp38, whose product is annotated as pre-mRNA-splicing factor 38. Bases 111 to 983 code for a protein of 290 amino acids. Lineage: Eukaryota; Metazoa; Arthropoda; Insecta; Diptera; Psychodidae. The transcript is spliced from 2 exons. Gene Ontology annotation, cellular component: precatalytic spliceosome. The record is from RefSeq and is a predicted model, not a curated record.